Fusarium vanettenii 77-13-4 is the source of this 1092-nucleotide messenger RNA. RefSeq lists its product as uncharacterized. The record is from RefSeq and is a predicted model, not a curated record. The transcript has 4 exons. The coding region runs from base 1 to 1092 and encodes 363 amino acids. Lineage: Eukaryota; Fungi; Ascomycota; Sordariomycetes; Hypocreales; Nectriaceae.
AUGCAUCCAUCAUUUCGUGAAACCUGGGAAAUCUCGGAACUCCUGGCCAACCCAAAGACGAUCAAGGUUAACCCAAAGGUCAUCAACAUUGCAACUUAUCCACUCGAAUUUGGGUUGAACCGCAGGACUCGCCAACAGCUUCUUGACCUAGCCUAUGACGCCAUCGACGGCGUUCAAAUCAUACUUGAGCAAUAUAGGCGCUUGGCCUCCGUCUCGAGUGGCAUCAAGGGCCAAGGAGCCGAGUGGGAAUGCCAACUCGAACACAGAAGGCAGCUGGGACUUAUCCUGAAGAUAGAACGUGAGUUGGAGGAAAGACGCCUCUUUGCCGCCUUGUUUCCUCACUCGCACUUCGACGACGAAUGGGUGUCCCGGUUCAUGGAGCUUACGCGCCGUCGCGUUGAUGAGAUAGGAUCAGGCCUCAUGGACAUUGUGAAGUACAUCAAUGCUUCUGGCAAGCUUCCCGCGGUGCUCAACGACGAAGCCUCGACCGACCAACGCAUGGCCCAGCUGCAAGGUCCUCGGCAUGCCGGCAUGCCAUCGCUGAUGGAUUCAUACCACACUAUGAAGGAUGACGAAAUCAAGUGUGAGGCUCUCGGCGCCGUAGAGGCCCUCGAGACGCUAUUUUGCAAGGCCAAGGCAGAAAUGGUUCGCUCCUUGGUUUACCUCGGAAACAAGGAGAUGGAGGAGGGCCCUAAGAAGGUUCUCCAUGCGAUCAUCGGUGACCUCUUCGAUUAUGAUCAGGAUAUGCGGCUCUUGCGUCGUUACGUGGACAGACUUCAGCAUCUGAAGCCACGCACGGCGGACAGAGUACUCCGCCAGCGAGUAAUCACCGAAUUCGAGGCCUGCAAGUUCGAUCAGGCCACUGCGAGGUUUGCUAACCGUCUCAAGUAUCAACUCUCGAGUCUUGAGCGGAUUGCUGACCAUGUGUCUUCUUGCGAUGCCCGCCCACGCGACAGUCCAAAGCCGAGUCAAGAGGAUAUCCAAGAACAGAAUCUCUUUCAGACAAUGGGUCAAGGUUUUGCCGAGGCCGUUUACGAAGACCCAGGCUUCCGUAUCAAUCGUGAAGCAUGGAGAGACUCGGAUAUGUUCUAG